Messenger RNA from Actinia tenebrosa (Australian red waratah sea anemone), 1238 nucleotides. RefSeq lists its product as uncharacterized. The record is from RefSeq and is a predicted model, not a curated record. Lineage: Eukaryota; Metazoa; Cnidaria; Anthozoa; Actiniaria; Actiniidae.
AACGUCGCGCAAUCUUUCAUUUUCCAAGAAUUACCUCACGGUCGCUGGUAAGAAAUUCAUUGUUUUGAUAUGCAUUAGCGCUUCCAGUCAUACAUUGUAUUAAAGCGACAGCUGUUUUAACAAAGGAAAAAUUCUUAAAUCUUUUCACGACAACACAGUUAUUUAAUUGUUGUCUGAAAAAAUCUUCACUUUAAACCUGCAUACGUCAAGAAGACAUAGUUUUCGGAGAUGUUACCGGUAAAAUCUAGGGACAAUAACUCGCCUGUUGUACAAGAGGAAGAUUCACAAAUCUGCAAUAAUAUCAGGAUAUUUCUAUGCGGAGCUCACAGUGUUGGGAAGACGACUUUAGCCAAGGAAAUUGUCAAAGAGACAAAUGUUUAUAUGAUGACAGAAAUAGCAAGGAAAAUUAUCAGAGACAAAGGGAUGAAGAGAGAAGAUUUCGAACCAAAAUCUCACCCGGAAAAAUUCUUCGAACUUCAACGUCUAAUUAUCGAAGCUCAAGCUAAAAAAGAACGAGAAAACGAUGAAGUAGGUCUGAAUUAUGUCAGUGACCGAGGCAUUGAUCCCGUUGUGUAUGCCUCGCUUUAUAUCGGAAAAGAAGCGGCUGAUAGAUUACUAAGAUUGUCUGAAACCAAGGAAAUAAUUCGAAGAUAUCAGUCGUCAUUGGUGUUCGUUAUCAAGCCCUUCCCAGAAUGCAUCGUUGAAGAUGGCGUUCGACUCCGUCCAAACAUUAACGAGAUGAACGAUUUUACAACCACGAUGGAAAACCUUCUGUACCAAUUAUCAAUACCUUACACAAUAAUUAACGUCUUGGAUCUUAAAGAAAGAGUGAAAAUUGUUCAAAGCGAGAUAAAUAAGCGACAAAAAUCGACGGGAUAAAAUGCCUUCAAAUGAAAAAGACUCGGCAUUUUCGAUUUCUCAGUUUUUAUUGAAAUAUUUUUGAACAUUUUUUUAUUCAAUUUAAUAGUAUUUUUUAGAUAAUUUUUUCAAAGGUUAGUGCCUUCUUUUAUUGUGAUAUAAGUAUAAGUAUGAGUAAAAGUUAAUACGUAGGUAUUAAAAUAACGACUAUUAGCAGAGUCUAACACUUACGCCAGUGAUGGCUAGCUAGCUGUGAGUUAAUUGUUCAGUUCGACCCGCGAAAGUUGGCAAUAACUAGUUUUUCAAGUUACUUAUUCGAUCUAAAACAAAACUAAAAACACAUCAAUUAUUUAAGGAUUGGAAAAAAAAAAAAAAGAGUU